AUCACCAGCCUCUGGGAUAUCCUCGGCGAAGGCGAGAUAAAGUCACUCGCCCAACUAUCGACAGACCACUUCCAAAAACACAGGCGACCUUUACGCGUCGCCAUCGACGAAGCCGGCUGGCGCUUCCACAAUCUCAGCGAUGCCCAAGUCCAUGCAAUCCGUCAAAAAGUGCCUGAAGCCAAUCCCAUCGAAAAGGCAAUCUUAUGGAGAGUACUCAAACUUAUGCGUAUGAAUAUUCAGCCUAUCCUUAUUUUUGAUGGACCUUCUCGGCCGUGGAAGAGAGGUGGUGUUGCGGGAAGAAUUGAUUGGAAGAAAAUCGAUUUGCUGAGGAAGAUGUUGAAUAUGUUGAAGAUUCCGCAUCAUCGGGCUCCUGCUGAAGCUGAGGCAGAGUGUGCGAGAUUGAAUGAACUGGGUAUUGUUGAUGCUGUCUGGUAA
This is a messenger RNA of Aureobasidium melanogenum CBS 110374, 435 nucleotides long. Its product is annotated as PIN domain-like protein. NCBI's taxonomy places the organism in Eukaryota, Fungi, Ascomycota, Dothideomycetes, Dothideales, Saccotheciaceae. The record is from RefSeq and is a predicted model, not a curated record. The annotation marks the transcript as partial. Gene Ontology annotation, molecular function: 5'-flap endonuclease activity. The transcript has a single exon.